Messenger RNA from Acanthoscelides obtectus, 4966 nucleotides. The record is from the annotation of a GenBank genome assembly. NCBI's taxonomy places the organism in Eukaryota, Metazoa, Arthropoda, Insecta, Coleoptera, Chrysomelidae.
CAAACUGUCAGUUUGAUUAUUGUACCAUUUGUGGUUAUUGUUUUGUUGAUAAAAUAAUUUUAACCUAAUUGGAUAUUUUCUCCCUUCUUUCCAAGAAAUAUGACUGUGUGUGCAACAUAAUACUAUUUGUAGAUAGUUAUAGGUACAUAUUUAACUUUUGGAUGAUUUAAGUUCCAUAGGAAUCACAUCUUUGUUUUAAACAUGUCAAGGACCCAUAUGAGGCCAGUUUUUGGCCAUAAACCGUCCUGCUGUAUCUCUCAGAGGCUCACAGAAAGGCUGAACCGAAUAAGGGCCAUGAAAUUAGAACUAACUAGAAAACCAGAAAAACCUGAGGAUUUUAUAAUGUAUGAUGACAGUGAUACCGAAGAAGAACCAUACUAUGUACAAAGAGAGAUAUUGAGCACAUCAUACAACUUUGUAGAUUACAUACGAAAUAGAGAAAUCCAGAAUAGUAAAUUAUCUUCUAUCGUGAGUGAUUAUGGUAGUAGGCACAUCUUAACCCAUGAGAUGUUCCGUGAGACACCAAUUAGCUUAGGAAACAUGAAUAAAGUAUUUUGUUCUCAGUGGUUAAGUGACAGACAAGUGGUUUUUGGAACUAAAUGCAAUAAGUUAAUGGUAUAUGAUGUAGCAACACACAAGUUAGACCAGAUACCUUCAUUGAUAAGUAAGCGUGAUAUACUUUCCAAUGAGCAGCAGCAAUGUGGGAUUCAUUCAGUACGAAUCAAUCCAUCUAGAACUCUCCUUGCAACAGGAGCUAGAAAUACCUGUGAUAUAGCUAUAUAUAGACUGCCUACCUUGGAUCCUGUUUGUGUUGGAGAAAAUGCUCAUAGAGAUUGGGUCUUUGACAUGUGCUGGUUGGAUGAUGAGUUCCUAGUGUCAGGUUCUCGUGACACAAAAAUGGCAUUAUGGAGAAUUACUCCCGACUUGCUAGAAAGUAAAGAGGAAGUUCCUAGACAUCAUCAUGUGCAGUCAGUGGCUGUAAAAGAAUGCAGAGCUGCUCAAAAGGUGAGAGCCCUCACCUUCAACAAAGGUUAUAAAGAGAUUGCUGCUCUCAGUCUUAAUGGCUUCAUUCAUGUGUGGGAUGCGGAAACAUUCAGGCAAAAACUUUCUAAAAAACUGCCUUCUGCACAAGAAAAUGUUUGUUUAGCAGUCCAGGACUCGGGAUUGUAUGCAAUUGGAUGUAGGUCUUAUACUCUUCUGCUAGAUAGUAGAACAUUACAGCCUGUAAGAAAAGUGUCGUCGAGAUAUUCAGGCUGUGGUAUCAGAUCUGCAAGUUUCCAGGGUGAUGUUCUGACAGUUGGCACUGGUCUGGGCAUGUUGAUGUUCUAUGAUAUCAAAGCCGGAAAAUAUUUAGAAUCUAGUAUUAACUCGUCAAGAGCUGUCGUACUUAAGGCCAGCAAAGGGUUUGUGUUUCCUGAUGAAGAAUUUGUAGACAACAUUCAAAACGUCAAGUAUGUACCAGCAAUUUAUACACAUUGUUACGACUCUAGUGGUACAAGAUUAUUUUCCGCUGGUGGACCCCUACCUGCAACCCUCACUGGAAAUUAUGCGGGGUUGUGGCAAUAAGAGUGAGUAGAUAGAAGGUAUAGGAAGUACCUACUUAUGGCAUUAACUAAAAGUGAAUGCCAGAUGUACCUUAGUACUAAGUACUACGAUUAUGAAUUAGUUCCAAGAGCCUAUUUAUAGAUGCAUUUACGUUUGAUUUCAAAACUUAAAAUCUACUUUUCGACAUUGACUACUAAAAAAAAAUAAUCCAAUAUCUGUGCUGCACUUUCUCCACCAAAAAAGUCCUCUUCUUAGCAUUAUCUAUGGGGCCGUCAAUACUGACAUAUUGGUUGCAUGAAGUUUAUUUUUGUGCAUAAUGUUACUGUUUCUCUGUUUAGGAAAUGUGCAGCAUACAUUUUGGAAUGUAUCUGGUGUGCAAGAAAAUCAAGUAACAAGCUCGAUAUAAUCCUGUUUUGAAAAUCCAUAGUAUUUUGGUUUUAAUAUUACACAACGGCACUAGUUUUUAGGAUCCCUUUUUAUUUUAUUUUUUUUAUUUAUUAUUUUAUCACCGACUGUUCACUACUUUAUAGUUUAUGACUAACUUUUCGUAUUUGAAAGUUUUAAAUCUGUAAUAAUUACAUUUGACCAUUGAUUAACGUAUUAUACCUGAAGAUAACCAACCUAAUGCUACAUUCGCGUGUUCAAAAAAAUUCCCCGUAAUGAAAUGAGAUACCGUAUUGUCAUCUAUGAGAAUUUCCCCGCUCUGCAAUAAUUAGAAAUCUACGUUGAAAAGCUUAGUGUCUCAUAGAUCGCGCUGUAGCCAACUGUAUAUACGAGCAUAUCAUUACAGCAUCAUCUAUGAGACACUAACCUUUUCAAAGUAGAUUUCUAGUUAUUGCGGAGACCAGAAAAAUAGCUGUAAGAAAUUCUCAUAGAUUGCGUAACGGAAUCUCAUUUCAUUUUGGAUCAUUUUUCGCGCCCGUGAAUGCAGUAUUCGGAUAGCUAUCUUCAUGUAGAAUACUUUAAUCAUGAUUUGGCGUAUUUUCUCAUAUUUGUUAUAUCAAACUGUUUGCUUUAUUAUCCCCAAGUUUAUAUUUUGGCAGUGUCCAGUGUACAUGGGCGCCUUCCUGAUGAGCCAGUUCGCUCAUGAAAUUUUCGUAUUUAGCGUGGCUUUGUGUACAUAUUGAGGAUUGGCCCCCCUGAGAAAAUUUGCUACCCCUUGCUCUUCAAAAGUGUUUAAGGUGCCCAUGAGGAGAAGCAUUGUAUUGGCUAUCAGAAUAGUGAAUUCAAAUAUAAAAAGCUACAUAUGUCAUUAUUUUGAUUCCUAAUGCAUUGUAAAUACAAACAUUGAGCAAUUCAAAAUUGAAAAGCAAUCAGUAGAUAGUUUAGAACAAUUUCCGUGUACAAUCUAUAAAUUGAGAAGUCAGAUUCUGUCUGUAACAAGGUAUUUUUCUUUGUAAAUAGCUUUAUCUGGUUUCUUAUAGCUCCUUCACGUUGGAAUCAGUAAUGAUCAGAAAGACCUUACAGUUUAUAAUACGUUUAACAUUUUAGCAACUGCCAAGGCAUCAAACAGCUGGCAUGUGGAGUGUUUUUUUUUUUCUUCAGUUUGUCAUUAUGUCAAGGAUAAAAACAUACUGCCACCGGUUAUGCAAGGAGAAGACCGGCACCGGUAUUACGUAUCUUAAAAAGUGACAUCUUGUCGGUUUUUUAAGCAGGAUUCCAAUAAUUUGGCAAAUCUAACAGCAAUACAUGAAAAUAGAUCGGAAAUAUUUGAAAGUAUGGCCGGGCUAGAAAAAUAUUAUACGUUUAAAAGCGCCAUCUCAGAAAAAUAUACAUAUAAGAUUAUUUUUUAUUAUUGUGCUCCUUCACGCACUGAAAAUAAAGGUUUUUAUAGUUUUUAGUCUUGAUUUCAACAUUGCAUAGUUUCUUCAAAAAUCGUAUUAACAAGGUGUCUUCAAGCUCCUCAUAGCAGUCGCGGGACUUCGGCAUUCAGGUUUCUGCCUAUGCCGCUGCACCAGUUUGAAAAAUAGUGUUGCAAAAGCAUUUUCAACGAAACGCUGGCCAUAUGAAUAAAAACAUUGUACCUACGUUACUAUUCCAACCUGAUGAAUCAAAUGAAUAUAGACAGUGGAAUUUGUAUGCAUGCUCCGGUAAAAUUUUAAUCCAAAUUUUAGACAAUGAGCGCGUUCAGCCAACGUAAAGCGGUCUAGCGGGAUACCUUUGUUAGUGUUUUGUCAGCAGUUUUCACUUUGGUGUCAGAUUUAAUAGUCUGUUAUACCAGGAGAACCGGCAAAAUAAGCAAGAAACAACCUCAACACUUACGCCUGACUGAGAGCGCAAUGAUGGAAGCGAGUACCAGCUACUGCUCAGGGCAUGAGGUUUUACGAGAUCCUGAUGCUUGAAUCUGCAGGUAUGCUUUUUUUUUAUACAACCGCACGUUUGAAUUUGCCAGGCAACCCGGCGCUGUAAUCUGUUCUACUUUUAUCAUUCAUAAAAAUCAAGUUUUAUAAAAAAACAGAUACCUGCAGAUUCAAGCUACCGGAUCUUAGACUUAAUCAAAGUACAAAGUUGCCAGAUGGCUCGAACAAAAUUUCCCCAGAACAAGAAUAAAAAUCCCCCAGAAUUGCUGUUUUUUCGAAAAAAGAAAAACAAAUCAUAGUAAUGGAAAGGAGUAGGUUUUGUCCAAAUAUUACCCAAGCAAAAACCUCCCAAUUUUGAGAAAAAAUCCCCCAACGUGGCACCCUGUCAAACCACCACUGGUACUCUCGACGACACAGCAAUGCCGUAGUUUCUUCUGGUAUAUAGGCUCCUUGGUUUGUUGAUUGAUUGUUGCGAAACCUUCAACUCUAUUCCACGGCUACCGAUAUUCAGCGGUGCACUAGUUUAUGUUGGCUGAAUACACCCAUUUAUAUUAAAAAACAUUUCAGCCAUUAAAAAUUGUGUCAAAUCAUUGAUAAGUGCCAAAACUAACAUGAUAAUGAAAAGCUCAUUUCAAAUUAACAAAAAAAAAUUGUUUCAGUUUUAACAUCAUUCAAGAAAUUUAGAGCUGCGUAAAAAUUCAUCAGUCUGUUGAUACAUUUCAACACCUUAUAACGCUGAAUAAUCUCAGAUUAUAGUAAGAACAGUGCUUCUAUAUGAGACUACUGGUACGAGGGUUGAUCUAGAAAUAAGUUUUCCAAAGAGGUACUAACUUGCAUACUUCAACAUAAUGACAAAGGUCUCACUGACCAUCUUGACAAACAUUGGAAUAAUAUGCCUGGUUGAUGUUUACAGUACAUUUGAUUUCUGAUGUAAAAAUCUAAAAUUCCAAAGAACCUUAAAAAUAAUUGGCAUAUGAUUGUAUAUGAUAAUGUAUUAUGAUGAUAUGAGAUGUUGAAACAGUUGACAUAUGUAUGUUGAUAUAGUGCAAUUGUCCUAUUUAUUUCAAUAUGGAUAGGCUUACUAUAUAAUGGAUAUGUGUUGAGUAAAGUGGAAGACUUUU